AUGACUACAGCUCACCGUCCCACUUUUGACCCGGCGCAAGGUAAAGAGGCCCUCCGAGGCCCAGCCUACCACCAGCGACUCCUUCCAGCAUACACCCACCUGAAAGUCCGACAACCCGGCCAAGGAGGCGACGCCGACAAUGAAGUUCGAGACCUGCGCGCCGAGCUCUUGAAGGCUGAGGCCGCCCACUUCGCCAAGAAGAACGGUACCCUCAUCGAUGAGACCGCUGCUACGGAGCAGGCUCCGAAGCGACAGCUUGAAUUCACACCUGCGGAUGCAGAAAACGAGGGCGGCGAAGUCGAAGAUCCCGAAGCAAAGAGACGACGCAUUUUAGAAGAGACACGCGACAUAGAUGCAGAUUCAGAUGGGUCAGAAGAAGAUAGUAGCGAGGAAGAGGAUAGUGACGAUGAUGACGACGAGGCCGCGUUGAUGCGCGAACUCGAGCAAAUCAAGAAAGAACGAGCAGCACAAAAGGAGAAAGAGGUUUGUGGCACCGAUGAAAUGAUGGAGGAUUCGUUAGCAAAUGCUUACUUUGUGCAGGAACAAGAACGCGCGGCCGAGGAAGAGGAACAACGCGAAGUUGAUAUCGCCCGCGGAAACCCACUUCUCAACACACAGGAUUUCAACAUGAAGCGACGAUGGGAUGAUGAUGUUGUUUUCAAGAACCAAGCUCGAGGCACCGAGAACAAAGAUGGGAAGGAGUUUGUCAACGAUCUACUACGCUCUGAUUUCCACAAGCGGUUUAUGGGCAAAUACGUUCGUUAA
Penicillium malachiteum is the source of this 765-nucleotide messenger RNA. RefSeq names its product spliceosome-associated CWC15 family protein. Gene Ontology annotation, cellular component: catalytic step 2 spliceosome. Gene Ontology annotation, molecular function: RNA binding. Lineage: Eukaryota; Fungi; Ascomycota; Eurotiomycetes; Eurotiales; Aspergillaceae. The coding region runs from base 1 to 765 and encodes 254 amino acids. The transcript is spliced from 6 exons. Gene Ontology annotation, biological process: mRNA cis splicing, via spliceosome. The record is from RefSeq and is a predicted model, not a curated record.